Messenger RNA from Trichoderma reesei QM6a, 1182 nucleotides. RefSeq lists its product as uncharacterized. The record is from RefSeq and is a predicted model, not a curated record. The transcript is spliced from 2 exons. The coding region runs from base 1 to 1182 and encodes 393 amino acids. NCBI's taxonomy places the organism in Eukaryota, Fungi, Ascomycota, Sordariomycetes, Hypocreales, Hypocreaceae.
AUGGCACCACUCACUGAGGACGAGGAGCACGAGUUGGCUCAGCAAAUCCUCAACCAGCUGGCGCAGACGCCCUAUGCUUGUUCAGCCCUGACCAAGCUGAGCGGCGGAACAGCAAACUUCCUCUACCGUGGAGUCCUUCUUCGACCGCUCAAAGUAGAGGCUGAUACGAAAGCGGCGCAGACUGUCAUCAUCAAACGCUCGACUGGCUUUGCUGCCGUGAACCGGGACUUUCCUCUGGAUGUCUCGCGCUGCGUCUUCGAAGAGACUAUGCUCCAUGCUCUGGAUGGCCAUUCUUAUACUAUCAUCACUUCCAGUGGUCCUACCAUGGUUAUGGCUCCGCGAUGCUACAUGUUUGACCGAGAUACACACACUCAAGUGCACCAAGACUUUCCUGAUACUAUAGAUCUCAUUAGCCUCUUGCAGUCUACCAAUAUUGAACAGAUCCUACCUGGAUCUAGUAGCCGAUCAGUCGGCUAUGCUUUGGGUUCUUGGCUGCGCUUCUUUCACAACUGGACGUCUGAGCCGGCCCAAGCUGAGCUUAGGAAAAGCAUAGGGCCAAACGAGGGCAUGCGUCGGUUGAAGUGUCUUAUUACGUACGGCAGCUUCAUUGAGAUUCUGGAGCGCCACCCCGAGACUGUAGAGGGCCAUAGGGAGACGUUGGAAGCUGUGAGGAGUGCUAUGAAGUAUGAGUUUGAGAGAGAACCCACCGAAUGCGAUGACAUCCGUGGAAUAAUACAUGGAGAUUUCUGGGCUGGCAACGUUCUACUUCCAAAUAGUCCAUGUCAUGAGACAACAGCACCUCAAGAACCAAAUAAGCUCGCCAUAAUUGACUGGGAAAACGUCCAAUUUGGCCACCGCGCCGUGGAUAUCGGUGGCAUGCUCGCCGACCUUUACGAGCGCAAACACUUUAAGGACGUUGCUGCGAGUAUACCCAUCAUGCAGGGCUUCAUCGAGGGCUACGGUCCCCUGAGCGAAGAGCUGGCAUUUAGCACCGCCAUUCACGUCGGUGUGCAUCUUAUCUGCUGGUAUUACCGGCGGGAUCGGAAUGCUCCCUUGCCGUAUCCUUUACCAAAGGUGCUGGAUGUCUUGACUUUGGGAAGAGAUUUUAUUGUUAGGGGAUGGACAAAAGAUAAGACGUGGUUUGGGAGCUCUGUAUUGGCGCCAUUGUUCGCGUGUAAGUAA